CUGAAUGAACAAUUUGAGCAAUCGUAAAAUUGCUGUUCGUUGGUGUCAAAAGGUGAAAAGAAAAAAAGUAAAGCGCUUUGCGAAAAGCAGCGCAAAAUAAAUCAUUUCGGUUAAAAGUGUCAUUCUUCGAGAUAGUUUUCUAUUUUUUUACUGCUGUAAACUUGUUAAACCGGAUUGAUUUCUGUACCUAACGAUCAAAAGGCUUGAAUCAUGAGCUCUGAAGAAGGCACGGAACAAACGAACGUUGAGUUGACAUCGACCGAACAGACCGAUGAGCAGCAACAGUCAGUCAGCGAACUCGAGAAGCAGGAGGAAGCCAAAUUGAAGGCAAAGUAUGGCACUAACGUGGGUCUGGGAGGGCCCCGCGGACUUGGCGGGCAUUCGGCGUUCCUGCAAAAACGACUUCAAAAGGGUCAAAAGUAUUUCGACUCCGGAGACUAUCAGAUGGCUAAGCAGAAAGGCGGUGGGAUUAAGCAAGUGUUUGCCAACAAAGUUCCAACCGGGGAGGCCAUUCCGACACCGGAAACUGUGCCAGUGAGGAAAACCUCCAUCAUUCAAACCUGCAAUAAGUUUCAAAGCAGUUAAGUAAGCGAUCAGUCCCCUCCUUUUUCAUUCAACUUUGAUUUAUCGUUUCUCCUUACGUUCCCUGGAUUAUCGUCGGUACUGUGCUUGUAAUUAUCUCCUUGAUUCUGCUGUGUGAGUUUCAAUACAUGAAAAAUGGGACGAAAUCAGUUUAUCGCUUUCCCAUUAGAAGAGUGCCCAAGUAAUAUUUGGUCAUGUUUUCAACUGAAUAGUAAUGUGCGUAUGGUUAGAUUUAUGUUCUAGUUAUUAAUGUUUCCGUUCUAUCAUAAAAUGUUCUUGAUUAAAUUGUCUAUGUGAAAAAAAUAAUUAUAUAAUAAAACAAUUGAUGAGGCAAGAGGUAUAGGAA
This is a messenger RNA of Malaya genurostris, 928 nucleotides long. RefSeq names its product cAMP-regulated phosphoprotein 19 (gene endos). The transcript has 3 exons. The record is from RefSeq and is a predicted model, not a curated record. Lineage: Eukaryota; Metazoa; Arthropoda; Insecta; Diptera; Culicidae. Gene Ontology annotation, cellular component: cytoplasm. Bases 211 to 585 code for a protein of 124 amino acids. Gene Ontology annotation, molecular function: protein phosphatase inhibitor activity.